Molecule: messenger RNA, 2690 nt
Organism: Oncorhynchus mykiss (rainbow trout)
Lineage: Eukaryota; Metazoa; Chordata; Actinopteri; Salmoniformes; Salmonidae
Product: protein eva-1 homolog B
Source: RefSeq, a predicted model, not a curated record
ACUGAACAGAGCUACCGCACUGUGGCAUGGCCCACAGCGGAGAUCACCAUUCAUCGUACAGUCACAGGCCCAUGUCUUGGUGAGCAGUGAGACCCUGACAAAUAGGGACACUUACUACAGCACAAGUAUACCUCAGACCUCUCUCGGUCCCGGGUUUGGCUGGUUUCCUCUUUCUGGUUGUGGUGUACAGCUGGCCCUGAUGUCGAGGAGAGAGGCAGCAGCACUUUUCUCUAUAUGAUUCUCCAGCUCUACAGCCUUGGAUCUGCAGUUCGACAGUCUGAUCGGACUCCUACUCCUCUACACCUCAGGGAUCCUCAGGUUUCUCCUCCACUUUAUUACAAUCUGUUGCGAUAUUUGCUUUACCCGUAGAUCGAUGGACAGCUGCUCCUUCUAGAAUCAUUGUUGUAUCUUUAUCAGGAUUAAGGACCUUGUAUUGGAGACAGGCUGGUGAAUGGUUGUCAACAAACAAGCAGAGAGGUCAAAAUGGAACCAAUUAGGAAAGACAUGGAGCUGCUAAGUAACAGCAUGGCUACCUAUGCUCACAUCAAAGCUAACCCAGAGAGCUUUGCUCUGUACUUCAUGAUGGGUGUGUGUUUUGGCCUUCUCCUGGCCCUGUGCCUCCUGGUCACCGGCAUCACCUGUAGGACCCGCCGUACCAAUAAGCCUCCCCCGUCCCCAGAGAGGAGACAACUGAAGGAGUCCAGUGAAGAAGAGGAGGAUGAGGAGAGUGUGGAUGUGGAAGAAGGGGAGGAGGCAGAGAUCCCUAAAGUGACGGUUGCGCCCAUGAGCGACCGCAACAGCCAAUUGAACGGUACUUUGAGGAGCGUGAAUGUGUUUGCGUCGGCGGAGGAGCUGGAGAGGGCGAGACGACUGGAGGACAGGGAACGCAUCGUCAGGGAGAUCUGGAGGAACGGACAGCCAGAUAUACUGACCACUGGAACAGGGACCAUCGGACGGAUACACUACCACUAAUGGACUAAAGUGACUUAAGGACCUGAAACACAUGGUCUGAACCCUGAAGUAAUUAGGGUUGAUCUACUCCAGACAGACACUGUAGCUGACUGUAUUAGGCUGGCACAGAUUCACCUUCAUCUUUUCAUUCAAUGAUUUUUUUGUUUUUUUUGUACAAACUAAUUUCAUUAUCAUUCAUGUACUGGCCUAUGACAAAAGUACAAACUAAUUUCAUUAUCAUUCAUGUACUGGCCUAUGACAAAAGUACAAACUAAUUUCAUUAUCAUUCAUGUACUGGCCUAUGACAAAAGUACAAACUAAUUUCAUUAUCAUUCAUGUACUGGCCUAUGACAAAAGUACAAACUAAUUUCAUUAUCAUUCAUGUACUGGCCUAUGACAAAAGUACAAACUAAUUUCAUUAUCAUUCAUGUACUGGCCUAUGACAAAAGUACAAACUAAUUUCAUUAUCAUUCAUGUACUGGCCUAUGACAAAAGUACAAACUAAUUUCAUUAUCAUUCAUGUACUGGCCUAUGACAAAAGUACAAACUAAUUUCAUUAUCAUUCAUGUACUGGCCUAUGACAAAAGUACAAACUAAUUUCAUUAUCAUUCAUGUGCUGGCCUAUGACAAAAGUGUGUUGCACAAUACAAUGUAUGCUUUAACAUGUAAUUAUUCAAUUAGUAUUGAGAUAAAUAGAAUGUCAUAACCACUGCUCCCAAUGGACACACAUAAUAAGUAACAUGAAAAAUACCCCACAAUGUUUUACAAUGCAGACAGCUUGAAGAACCAACCACCAACAUUGCUGCCUCUUCGUGUAUAAUGUCAACAUUUGCUUAUGGACUCUUCUAUGGUUGUGACGCUGCUCCCACACAGAGUCAGUUCCAAGCUCCAACCCUCCAGGCUAAUCUUAGCCGGCUAGAAGUCUUCCCACGGAAUCCUCCCAGCCUUUAACCCAGCGUUUAGCCACCACCUCUGACCCCAUCACUUCCUGUGUUACAGCAGCAGCAACACUCCCCUCAAGGGAAGAUUGUUGAGGACUUAUGAAAAGGCCACAUAUACCUGUUCUGCAUUCCAAAUGGAACCCCAUUCCCCACCUCUAUCAUAGGAGGUUGGUGGCACCAUAAUUGGGGAGGACAAGGGCUCAUGGUAAUGGCUGGAGGGGAAUCGGUGGAAUGGUAUCAAACACAUGGUUUCUAUGUGUUUGAUGCUAUUCCAUGAGAUGUCUUCCCCUCACCAGCCUCCACUGACUACUAUAUAUGGAUUAAUGUACCAUUUGGGACUCAUCCCUUUAAUAGCGCUUCAGUGAGUGACUCUAGUCUUUGACUUGAGAGGUUAUGUAACUUCAGUCUGCACAAAGUUGCAUAUUGAGCAUGUGAUCAUUGCCAAAUGCUUGAUUUGAAAUUGGCCCGAUAAAUAACAUUUCAGUCCACUGUUAAAUUCCUACAGUCCUAAGCAGACUUUUCUUUGGCCUUUGGUUAGGAAUGAUGCAAAAAAUAUCCUGUUGAGUCCAAAGCACUUCAGAUACUACAGCUUUGAAUGUGUACAAUUUAAAGGGUUAGUUCAGCAUUUUGGCAAUGAAGCCCUUUUUAAUAUCCCCCUUACGCCUUUAUCUCCUUCCCCAGUCAGAUGAACUUGUCUCUGCAUACAGUGUGAAGUUGCUAACCAGUGUUAUUGCAAUGACUGGAAGUCCAUGUAAGUCAGUAUAACAGAUUGUGAAAUAAACCAUUUUUUCAUUUAAA